CUGCUUCUCCAUUAACUGUAAUGCGUAUUCUCAGGCUUACCAGUCACCUUGUGCAGCUCUUCGUGCUAACAUGUGUUGGCUGCCUGCUGCUUCGCACCCUCUAUAUGGGUGCGCAGCUCGUAGCCAGUAUCUAUUUCCCUGCAACAAAAGUCCCCUACCUCAAUCCACACCCGGUCCGCAGUACCGUGCCAAAGCCAGGGACCUUGGUGUGGCAGGAGCCCUUCAAAUACGAAGCAAAGGUAUAUCUAACUGAAGCGGUCUACCAGCCGCUUCUUAACGACAGGUUUUUUGAGCAGGCCACGGAGGUCUGGCACAUCGAGCCCCAGAGCCUGGCCAACAGGUACCCGGUAUUCAACAAACAUGGUUUUGAAUAUCACCAAUCUUGGAGCGUAUUCGUGGCUGACUGUGUUCCUCCAGGAAGCGGGUCAAUUUUCUCCGCACCCAAAUAUAAGCGACCCGUUCCUGGUUGUUAGCCAUAUCAAACUGUCGGAUUAUGGCUUCUAUUCGAGACCACCCAUGCAGUUGGCCAAGAAAGUCGGGAGGUUCAAUAAUGCACCUUUCUACGAGGCUCUCUCUGUGACUACCCAGGCGGUGUGGAAGUUGUAUCUCGAAGACAGCCUGCCUAUUGUCGGCACUGUACGCAAUCCACAGUACCCUCAGCACCCUGUUGCUCUCAACAUGAGCACCAGUAUUAAUGGUACGGAUGAUACAGCAAGCUCUGACCAUACCUAUCUCCCACUGCUUCUCCAUGAUACGUACGCUCCGUCUACAAGCCAGUUGCACCCGCUACCAUGGUUCAACGGGUCACUAAAUGUUGGCGUUAACAUGGAGAUACGCGGAGUGCGCGCUGGGCUGGAAAACAGUAUGCAUCAUGUAGCCACCACACUCGAUGGCUGGAUUCGUUCGGUUUUUAAAGCUGGUCAUGAGGGCAGGGUUGCAGUGCUUGUCCUACCAUCUGCACCGGUUGCAUACAGGAGUAUAAUCUCGACAGCAGUGUAUUUGGUCCUACUCCCCGUUUUUGUCGCUCUGUUGAUCUUCCGCCAGCUCGUUGUCGCCAGGCAUUUCUUUGCAUCGGCCAUUACGAACAAAGGAUGGCCUAGCUUCAUUGCAAGGGCUUACAUGAUGCUUAUCUGUAAGGUAGAGCGUUUGGAGGACAACAUGGGGCUAGUUAUACCGCACAAACGGAUGCAUGAGCUAUACCUUCAGAUGACAGAUUAUUGGCACAUGUGUGCAAUAGGUCUAGCAAUUCUCCCCUUAAACAAGGUGUUCGUGGUCAUUAGCAGCAGAUAUGGCGCACAGGCGGUCAAUCCGGCUGAGAAAGAGAAGGACGCGCAACUGCUGGAGCAUGUCAAGGAAGACGGGGCCGAUGAUAUGAAUGCUGCCUUCAACACUUCAUAUGCACUAGCGCUGAAGCUGAUGUUGGCAACCAUGUCCAUAUCGCUGGCUGUCGAGUCUGCCUAUUUCAUCUAUGCUUCAGACAUUUCUACCCUGCCUGAUUUGGUUGACGCUUGCAAGGGACUAGCAACACAUUGGUAUGCCACAAUACCUCAUAUCAUAGGCCGUAUUUGGGACUGCGUUGUUGUUACUCGGUUCCUUCCACCCAUCAUCAUGUCGUUCAAUCGCAAGUCGACUUGCGGUAUUCCUGUCAUCUACCACGCACUACAUAUGGCCGAGUUUACUGUUGUUGGGCUGCUGUAUCUCUACAAGACGCCUCUUGUAUUGCGUCCAGAAACUAUGCCGUGGACCGAUUUCGCCAUGGGGGCUGGGAGCAUCGUCCUGGUUGCUCAGUGGGCUAUCUAUGAUAGGUUCCAGUAGCUCCUUUGUAAUGCUUCUAACUUCUAGCUUCUGAACAAACAUCAAAGGCUGAUCGUCUCUAAUCGACAUGGCCAGGUGGUGCUUGGUGUGCGAUGCCCACCCACAUUCCACGAUCCGCAAAAGAAAACAGCGC
Linderina pennispora is the source of this 1948-nucleotide messenger RNA. RefSeq lists its product as uncharacterized. The transcript has a single exon. The coding region runs from base 361 to 1815 and encodes 484 amino acids. The record is from RefSeq and is a predicted model, not a curated record. NCBI's taxonomy places the organism in Eukaryota, Fungi, Kickxellomycota, Kickxellomycetes, Kickxellales, Kickxellaceae.